CGACGCUUUCGGCUCGCGCAGCGCGCGGCAGCGGAGCACUGCGCAGCGGGGCGGCAGCAGCCCGACGCGUCGCGUUGCGCGCCGCGGCGGCCGGGGCGGCGGCGGCCUCGCGGCCUGCGGGGGAGAGUGUGACCUGAUGAACGCCGUGCAGCGCUGGCUCUCAAAGAACAGCGAGCUCAUCGCUCAGGCGCAGGAGAUCAUCGGCACGCACUUCCAGAACCCGUACCUGUGCGAGCACACGGCGACGGGCCUCUGCGACGAGGUAUUCGCCGUCGUGCGGGGAUGUUUGAGCGGCGCUGGGGGCGGGGAGAGCGGGUCGGUGCUGAUCCUGGGCGACGCGGGCUCCGGCAAGAGCCACGCGGUGGAGAAGUGCCUGCAGAGGCUGCGAGAGGAGCAGGGCUCCGCCACGCCCGUGGUGCUGCGCGCGCACGGCGGCGCCUACGGCACCGACGCCGAGUGCAUGCGCCACCUGGCCUCGCAGGUGGCGCAGAAGGGCCUCGAGUUCCCCGACGGGAACGCGAGCUUCGAGCAGAGCCUGGAGUGGCUCUGCGCCGUCAUGAAGGAGAGCUUCAAGCAGGCGGGCGCCGCAAUCAUCGUCCUCGACAGGUUCGAGCACUUCUGCUCCCGGUCGCGGCAGACGCUGCUGUACAACCUCUUCGACGUCGCCCAGGAGGCCGACGUGCGCAUAUGCAUCGUGGGGAUGUCGGAGAAGGUGGACGUCACGAGCCUGCUUGAGAAGCGGAUCAAGUCGCGCUUCUCGAUGCGCCAGACGUUCGCGUUCACGCCCAAGACCUUCGAGGAGCUCGUCGCCGGCCUGCUGACCAGGCUCCGGCUGCCCCCCGCGUGCGGGCUGCGCCGGCCCUUCGUGGCCGAGUUCAACCGGCACGUGGAGGCGGCGCUGCACGCCCGCCGGCCGCAGUGGCAGCCCGAGGUCGACGUCGGGCGGCCGCUGUCGUGGUUCUUGUCGAAGUGCGUGCCCGUCGCAGCGCUGCUCUCUGAGCUCCAGGCGGACGGCACGCCCUCGGGGCUUCCCUCUGGAGCUCCGCCCGCCAAGCGGCCUCGGACGGUGAGGGGAUCGUUCACCGCUGCCGAUGCCAACGACAUGCUCCUGAGAUCGCUGUCCGAGAUUGACCACAUCAUCAUGAUAGCUCUGUUCCGCAUCCGCGACCGGAAUCUCGGCGCAACCCUGUCGCUGGUCCUGCACGAGGUAGAGCAGCUGCACCGGAACUGCAAGCUCGUGUUCCCCUUCGACGCGGACACCUACAGCUUUGCGUUCGAGAGGCUGCUGCAGAUGAAGCUGGUUGGCCUUCGCAGCCCCGGCAAGAUGGACGCGGGGAAGCGGCAUGUUCAGUGCGAGAGCCUCGUCCACAGCGUCUACUACGACUACGUCUCCGACCUGGAGCGGGCGGAGGGCACUCUGCAUUUCAAUCCUCUGCGCGGCCUCCCGGGGGAAGUCCAGCAGUGGGCCGCGCGGCAGCGGCAAGGGGGACCAGGGAGCUGA
Molecule: messenger RNA, 1501 nt
Organism: Prorocentrum cordatum
Lineage: Eukaryota; Dinophyceae; Prorocentrales; Prorocentraceae
Source: the annotation of a GenBank genome assembly